This is a messenger RNA of Saxophila tyrrhenica, 2847 nucleotides long. RefSeq names its product DNA repair protein RAD16 (gene rad16). Gene Ontology annotation, cellular component: nucleotide-excision repair factor 1 complex. The coding region runs from base 1 to 2847 and encodes 948 amino acids. NCBI's taxonomy places the organism in Eukaryota, Fungi, Ascomycota, Dothideomycetes, Mycosphaerellales, Extremaceae. Gene Ontology annotation, biological process: double-strand break repair via homologous recombination; double-strand break repair via single-strand annealing, removal of nonhomologous ends; resolution of meiotic recombination intermediates. Gene Ontology annotation, molecular function: single-stranded DNA endonuclease activity; damaged DNA binding; single-stranded DNA binding. The transcript has a single exon. The record is from RefSeq and is a predicted model, not a curated record.
AUGCCUCCGGCAGAGAUCACCAACGACAACACCCCUGCCGACCCUCCCGUACGACUAUCACUGCCUCUCGACUUCCAGAAAGACAUCUUCCACGAACUGCGCGAUGACGACGGCCUACUCAUCCUCGCGCGCGGCCUCGGCCUCCUAAGACUGGUGACGAACCUUCUUCAUUCGUACGAUGCGGCGGGCAACAACCUCAUUCUCCUGGUCGGCGCGGACGACCGAGAGAAUGGCUGGAUCGGAGAGGCGCUGGCUGAGCAUGCCGCCGUGAGCGGGAGCCCGAAAUGCAGAGGGUUGCAGCUGGUCAAUACGGACCUGAUGAGCGUGGGCACGAGGGAGAAGAUGUAUUCUGGAGGUGGCAUAUUCAGCAUCACAAGUCGGAUCUUGGUUGUGGACUUCUUGUCCGGCCUGCUGGAUCCCAGUACCGUCACUGGGAUGAUAGUGCUGCAUGCUGAGAGGGUUGCUGCGACUAGUCUCGAAGCCUUCAUCAUCCGGAUCUUCAGGCAGAAGAAUAAGAAGGGAUUUCUCAAAGCCUUCUCCGACCAGCCAGAGCCAUUCACGAUGGGCUUCCAACCUCUGACCACCAUCCUUCGGAAUCUGUUUCUCAGAAAGCCCAUCUUGUACCCAAGAUUCCAUGUUACCGUAGCCAAAUCCGUCGAAGGAAAGCGCAAGGCCGAGGUGAUCGAGCUGGAGGUACCAAUGUCGGAGGCCAUGCGAGACAUCCAGAAUGCGGUGCUCGAAUGUGUCGAGGUUUCGAUUACCGAGCUGAAGAAGGGCAAUACUGGCAUCGACGUGGACGACUGGAAUCUGGACAGUGCCUUGCACCGCUCGUUUGAUACUAUCAUACGACGGCAGCUGGAUCCUGUCUGGCACCGGACAAGCUUCCGCACGAAGCAGAUUGUCCGAGAUCUGUCUCUGCUGAGAACUAUCCUGCAUGCUCUUCUCACGUACGAUGCUGUGGGAUUCAACAAGUAUCUGGACACCGUACUGGCCGCUUCGUCACCGCCACCCGGCUCAACGAGGCAAUCUCAAUCACCAUGGCUGUUCUUAGAUGCCGCACAUACCCUGUUCGAUACUGCAAAGCGGAGAGUGUACACUGGCAAGAUCUCCGACAGCUACUCACCUGAACAAGAAGGCCUCAAUCCCGUGCUGGAGGAGCUACCGAAGUGGAGCUUACUUGCUGAGAUUCUAGACGAGAUCGAACGCGAUGUCUACUUCACCCCUCUGCCGCAGCACGAAAGCAGUGGCAGUAUUCUGGUCAUGUGUGGCGAUCAAAGCACCUGCCGACAAUUGCGUGAGUACCUGCAAACGAUGUAUCUUGGCGAUGAGGCAGAAAGAGCGGACGGCGAAGGGGAAGGAGACGAGGGAGAUGAGCGAAAGCAGAGCGCGAAGUUCAUGAUGCGCCGCAAGCUACGCGGCUACCUACACUGGAAGCGCGAUUUUGCACGGGUCAGCAGCAACCUCUUUGCGGAGAACCAAAAAGCGAUCAAUGGCACCACUUCACACUCAGGAGGGCAGGCAAACCGUGGAGGACGGGCACCGCCAAACAAGAGGCGAAGGAUGCGUGGAGGUGGUGCCAACGCAUCCGCGCCCGCACGCGCAGCCGGUGGCAGCGUCCAAGUUGCAGGAGACAAGGACGCACACAUACAAGCACUCAUGCACGAGCUUGCGCCGAACGACAUGGACGAGACUUCGGCGGCGAAGAUGGACAUCGGCGCAGAUCCGCUUGACGACAUGGACGACUAUUACGAACUUUACGAAACGAAGGACCUAGUGCUGGUCCACCCUUAUGAUGGCGACAUGGAUGAUCACUUGCUUGAAGAGAUCAAGCCCCGGUAUGUGGUGAUGUACGAACCGGACGCCGCUUUCAUCCGGCGAAUAGAAAUGUACAGAAGCAGUCACAGCAACCGACAGGUCAGAGUGUACUUUAUGUACUAUGGUGGAAGUGUUGAAGAGCAGCGGUACUUAUCAGCGGUGCGAAGGGAGAAAGAUGCUUUCACCAAGCUCAUCAGAGAGCGCAGCAACAUGGCGCUGACGUUCACUCACGACACAUCGAACCUGGAACCUCAAGAAGCAUUCUUGCGGACAGUCAACACACGCAUAGCAGGUGGCGGACGACUCGCGGCUACUGCUGAGCCACCUCGAGUGGUUGUCGACGUGCGCGAGUUCCGUUCAAGUCUACCUUCUCUCCUCCACGGCAGAAACAUGAUUGUGGUACCUUGCAUGCUGACAGUAGGCGACUACGUCCUCACGCCCAACAUCUGCAUCGAGCGCAAGUCCGUCAAAGACCUCAUCUCCUCCUUCUCCGACGGCCGCCUCUAUACCCAAGCAGAAACCAUGUUCCAGCACUACGCCAGCCCGAUGCUGCUCAUCGAGUUCGACGCGCAGAAAGCCUUCACCCUCGAACCAUUCGCCGACUUCAGCACCUCACUCGGCGCAUCCAGCAUCGUCGGCUCCGACCUACAAAGCAAGCUCGUCCUCCUCUGUCUCGCCUUCCCCAAACUCCGCAUUAUCUGGUCCUCCUCCCCCUACCAAACCGCCGAGAUCUUCGAAGAGCUCAAGAAGCAGCAAGACGAGCCCGACCCGAUCAAAGCCGUGCAAAUCGGGCUCGAAGUCGGCGAUGACCCGGAGUCGAGAACGUUCAACCAGACGCCGCAGGAUAUGUUGCGAGCGGUGCCUGGGGUGACGGGUAAGGCGCUGAGCAGGUUGAUUCUAGAGUACGAGAGUGUGCAGGAUGUGGCGAACGCGGAGGAGGAGGAGUUGGCGGAUUUGAUUGGGAAGGAGAAUGCGAGGCAGAUUCGGGUGUUCUUUGAUCGGAGCGUGUGGGAUGAGGGCGGAGAAGAAUGA